Molecule: messenger RNA, 312 nt
Organism: Ostrea edulis (European flat oyster)
Lineage: Eukaryota; Metazoa; Mollusca; Bivalvia; Ostreida; Ostreidae
Product: histone H4
Exons: 1
Coding region: 1-312 (103 amino acids)
Biological process (GO): nucleosome assembly
Cellular component (GO): nucleosome
Molecular function (GO): structural constituent of chromatin; protein heterodimerization activity; DNA binding
Source: RefSeq, a predicted model, not a curated record
AUGUCAGGAAGAGGCAAAGGAGGAAAAGGUCUUGGAAAGGGGGGCGCCAAGCGUCACAGGAAAGUCCUUAGAGAUAACAUCCAGGGUAUUACCAAGCCCGCCAUCCGUCGUCUUGCACGUAGAGGUGGAGUCAAACGUAUCUCUGGACUCAUUUACGAGGAGACCCGUGGUGUAUUGAAAGUUUUCCUUGAGAACGUGAUUCGUGAUGCUGUCACCUACACCGAGCACGCCAAGAGAAAGACAGUCACAGCCAUGGAUGUUGUCUACGCCCUCAAGAGACAGGGACGCACCCUUUACGGAUUCGGUGGUUAG